This is a messenger RNA of Ostrinia nubilalis (European corn borer), 1872 nucleotides long. RefSeq names its product luciferin 4-monooxygenase-like. Gene Ontology annotation, molecular function: long-chain fatty acid-CoA ligase activity. The transcript is spliced from 12 exons. Lineage: Eukaryota; Metazoa; Arthropoda; Insecta; Lepidoptera; Crambidae. Gene Ontology annotation, biological process: long-chain fatty acid metabolic process; fatty-acyl-CoA biosynthetic process. The record is from RefSeq and is a predicted model, not a curated record. The coding region runs from base 72 to 1748 and encodes 558 amino acids.
GUGCAGUGUUUUAGAAAAUUUACCUUAAUUGCAACAUAUUUUUUAUUAUUGUGAAAUUCUGAAACCACAAAAUGUCUGGAAAGAGUUUAAAAUUAAUACAGAGAAAUGUGUUUCCAACGUGGUAUCACGUAGAAGAGCUGGCUUCACGAGUGGUAGCGCAAACGGGAAUUCCCAGCGACAGGUUCCAUCUUGGGAAACUCAUUCUACAGAGCUUGAAAGAUGAUCCUGAUAUUGUUGCGCAGAUCGACGGAGCACUGGACGUUUCAGAGACCAACGGAUCAGUUCUGGAACGUUCCAUCCGCUGCGCCAUCGCCCUCAAGAGGCUUGGAGUUCAGAAAGGAGACGUCAUGGUUCUGAUGGCUCCCAACCAUCUGGACCUGGUCAUAGCACUCUACGCUGCUCUGUAUCUUGGCAUACUCGUAACCGCCAUCGAUAUUACUUUGGGCAUUCGCGAACUCGAAGGAAGAAUGGAAAUUCUUAAGCCAAAAAUAAUUUUCUGCCAAACUGACCGCACGUCAGAUAUAGAGAUAGCUCUGAAUAAACUAAAUACAAAACCGCUUAUUAUAACAUUUGAUAGAGGAAACAAAUGUUGUUUCACUGAUUUUCUUCAUUCUGACGACAUAAAGGUUGAAGACUUUAAACCUACUGACUUCGAUCCAGAAGAAACCGUGGCUGCAAUGAUGUCAACAAGCGGCACAACUGGCCAACCCAAGUUGGCGCCGCUCACACACAAAAACUUGGCAUUAUCUGUACGGCAACGAUUGUCCCCUUAUAACUCUCCUCCACCGAAACUGCUGCUUUUGUUCAUUUCUCCCAUUUGGUGGGUGACAGCCGUCAAUAGCUACGUCCUGUCGACCAUAUUCCGGGUCACUCGGCUGCAGUCGUCCGCGCCUCGUACGAUGGAACAUAUUCGUGAGCUCAUUAACAAAUACAAGCCCCACAGUGCCACAUUAAAUCCAAACGUGCUGACGUCGCUUUUAACCAGCGAAGGCACAAAGUGUGAUUUUAGCUGCUUCAGUACCAUUGUUAUAUGUGGAUGUUAUUUGCCGAAGUCUCUGUCCGACGCCAUAAAGGUUUUAGCACCAAAUGCUGUAAUCGUGAACAUUUACGGCAUGAGUGAGUGUGGCGGCGUGUGUAUGACAUGGGACGUCAGAGACCCCAUAACUUCCAUAUGCACUCCAAAUGCAAUCCGGUGCACGACCUACGGCCAUCUACAGUACCGGUUAGUAGACAUAUCAACGUUGGAGGACAUCGAGGAACCAAACGUUAUAGGAGAACUAUGGCUAAAAGGGCCCAGUGUUAUUAAGGGGUAUUACAAUAACCCGGAAAGCAGGAAAGAUACGUUUUCAGAAGAUGGCUGGUUCAGAACAGGAGAUAUCAUGAAGAGGGACAGCAAUUACAAUUACUUUUUCGUAGAUCGCGUGAAGACGCUGAUCAAUUACAGGCAUAAACUGGUGUCGCCUACAGAAGUGGAAGAGGUGAUUCGCAGCCACCCAGGAGUAUACGAUGUGGUGGUCAUUGGGGUGCCGGACGAAGGGUAUUGUGACUUGCCCGCCGCGUGUGUGGUGCCACGAACUGGGUAUACCUUGACAGAAGAGGAGAUUAAAGAUUUGGUGAAAGAAAAUCUUGAAGACCAUAAACAACUUAGAGGAGGUGUUGUGUUUAUGGCCGAACUACCCACAACCGCCACUAGCAAAACUGACAGAAGAAAACUGAAGGAGAUGUUGGCCGAAAUGAAACUCGAAUGAUUUUUAUCAUCAUAGCUAUAAAGUCCGGUCGCCGAGCAGAUAGAAUUUCGUCGAAUGACCCCAGGCUACAUUAUCGCUCGCGCGUAAUUAUUAUUGCUGAUAAGUGUGGGUAGCUUGGGGUCAU